ACGAAAUGACUGGCAAUGCUCAUGAGGUCAGCGUUGGCCGUAACAAAGCCGCAAUAUAAAGUCACGUCGCCACAGUGUUUAAUGGAUAUACAGGAACCGAGCGACUUGGACAAAACAUGGCGUCUCGUCUGUGUGGCUACCGCGUUGGAGUCUUCACCCAAUUGAUGGCCGUGAGAGUUUGUUUGUUUCUGAUGAGCUACACGAUGACGCGCUGUGACCUCGUCGCUCCAUUCCUGCUCCUGUUCCUCCACAAUGCUGUCACACAAAAAAGCGAUGAAGCUGGAACAGCAGGGUCCACCCCAUCUCCAGCAUCCAGUGGCGUGAUGGAAGAGGACACUGAUUGGGGCCUCCACUCUCUGAGAGGUGGCUUUGAGGCAGCCAGCGGCUACUUUGACUCGAUUUUGGAGUUCAUGGGUGGACGGGAUGGACUCUGCCAAUAUCGCUGUCGAUAUGGUAAUGCUCCACUUCCCCGUUCUGGGUACGAGAUGCCCGAACCUAAUGGGUGCAGCUCCUACUUCUUUGGUUUUCCUGUUCCAGAGGGGAUGGAUAUGGGGAUCCCCGCCAUGACCAAGUGUUGCAAUCAGCUGGAUAUGUGUUAUGAUACCUGUGGCUCAAACAAGUAUCGCUGUGACUCGAAGUUCCGCUGGUGUCUCCACAGCAUUUGCUCAGAUCUCAAGAAGAGCCUUGGUUUUGUGUCCAAAGUUGAAGCAUGCGAGACGGUGGCAGAUACUUUGUUCAACGCAGUGUGGACUUUGGGCUGCAGACCCUACAUGAACAGCCAGAGAGCAUCGUGCUACUGCCAAGGAGAAGAGAAAGAUGAACUCUAACCAGAAACCACAUUGCUAUUUAUAAGACGGGUGAACUUAUACCAACAUGGCUGAUGUGGUGUUGCAUUAAUAGCUUCAAUAGUACCUCUUGAGUGGCAAUAUUUUAGUUUCAAAGUAUUGCUCCCUGUAUGAGCAAUUUUUAUUUUUAGGUGGGGAUAUUAGUCAUUUUACAGGCUUCAUAUUGCUUCCAACACUGGUUUAAAAUGGAUUAUAUUGUUUGGAGGUGAACUAUAUAUUUUCUAAAUAACUGUUGUCAACUAUAGUAAACUUUACUUUGCCUGAAUUAACUUUCAACAACUAAUAGGUGAAACAUCUAUUUUGCAUACUACUGAUCCUGUUCAGGAUGGGUUGACGGUUAAGGGCCUUCUCUUUACCCGUCAAUCACUGGGUGAAUGGCUCACUGGUCAGAAAUGAAUCCCAGGCUAGUUAAGGGAAUUAAUCGAAACCUGUUUUAAUUACUACACCACUGAUACCCAAACUAGGACUAAAGGUUCUCUUUUUGCAUCUCUCCCCAGUUAUUUAGUGUAAUAACUAAACCAUUGCAUGUGUUGAAGGACUUAGGGGGUACACGGAACAUGCUUACAACAUGUAGUCAUGCUCAAUAAUAUUGCCACCCCAUUCUUAAACAGGACUGUGUUGUUUCUUACUGGUUUAUGUGUUAAAAAAAAUCCACUAACCCCGCAUUUAGCAAAAAAAAUAAAUAAAUAUAUAAAUAAACAAUUGACCUAAAACAGGAAACAGUCUGAUUGCAUGUCAAAGUCCAGAUUUUUUUUUUUUUUAAUGCCAGACUAAGUCAACAAUAAUCACUAAUUUAAGUAGAGUUCCUUAUAAUAAAAUAUGCCCCCUCUUUUGUAGGUAAGAUGCGUCUA
Messenger RNA from Syngnathoides biaculeatus (alligator pipefish), 1696 nucleotides. Its product is annotated as group XIIB secretory phospholipase A2-like protein. Gene Ontology annotation, molecular function: A2-type glycerophospholipase activity; calcium ion binding. The record is from RefSeq and is a predicted model, not a curated record. Gene Ontology annotation, cellular component: extracellular region. The transcript has 5 exons. The coding region runs from base 117 to 827 and encodes 236 amino acids. Gene Ontology annotation, biological process: triglyceride homeostasis; lipid catabolic process; phospholipid metabolic process. NCBI's taxonomy places the organism in Eukaryota, Metazoa, Chordata, Actinopteri, Syngnathiformes, Syngnathidae.